UUUUCGGGCCAAGUCGCUUCACCGUUGGCUCAAUUUAGAACCGAGCAAUCGGCCAAAGAUUCAGUCAGGUGCGAAGCACCGAGCGAUACGGACGUGUUCGCCUCCAGUGAGCCAAGAAUCCCGCACAGCCGAAUUUAAAAGUCAACCAAGAUCUCUGCGAUCGAAAGUGAGAUUUGUGUGCAAAGUGAAAACUGAGGAUCGAUAUAUCCCUCAGCCCGGAAAGUAGAAGAAAGAGUUAAAGGCAAACUAUAAGCCAAGUGAAUACCGAGAGAUCAAUAUGAAUCACCUAUCGCCGCCCCCAUCGCCGCACUCGCAGCAGCCGAGUCCAGCCUACAAUGGAGCCGCCCUCGACAAGCAGUGGAUGCAGCGGGCAUCCGCCUUCAAUACCGUGAUCGCCUCCGCCGCCGCCCAGAAAUUGAACGGAAGAGAUCUUCCCUUUCUGUACAACCCGCUGCUCUACUCCAGUGCCCUGCUCUGGCCCCAGUUCCUGCUGUCCUCGGCCACGGCUCUUGGCACUCCACUCACACCCAUGACCCCCAAGUCACCAGCCUCCGUGGUGCUGGGACAGCGGGAUCGUGACUACGCCCUGACCCCCGAAAAAGAGCACGAGCUCCAUAUCAGCCAGCAGCACAGCAGCGAAUUGGCCAGGCAGGAGGAGCAGGACGAGGAUAUGCCUCUGAACUUGAGCACCAAGCAGCGCAUCAAGUCGGAUCUAAGCGACCAGGAGCAGUACCACAACCGCAGCAGCAGCAACAGCAGCAGCCACAACAGCAGCCGUAGCAGCUCCAGCAGCGGCGAGGUGGAGCCCCUGCAUCCGAUGCAAGCUCUCAACGUGACCCCACCGCCACUGAGGGCCGUUAAUCUAAAGAGCUCCGGUUCCGGAACCCCACAGCAGCAGCGCCAGCGAUCGCAGGGCAACAUCAUCUGGUCGCCGGCCUCGAUGUGCGAAAGAUCAGCACGCCGGGAGCAGUAUGCCCUGAAAAUGGAGGACGAGGAAGAGGAGGAGGAGCACCAGGUGGAUCCCAUAGUGAGGAAGUUCAAGUACGAGCGCCGAACAGCCUCCAUAUCCUCGCUGCAGUCACCGAUCUCCUCGCUGUCCGCUCCGUCAACGAAUCCCGUCCGUGACCUGGAGUUCGAUGUGGCCCAGCAGCAGUUGUAUGCCCACCGCAGUGCCUUCAUGGCGGGACUGACGGGCAACAACCUGGAGCUGCUCACCCAGCACCUCAAGUCUCAGCAGCAACAACAGCAGCAACAGCAGCCCCAUCGCAUCAAGGACAUCAAGGAUGAGCAGCAGGAGAAUCGCUCGGCAGCCGCUCUUAUGGGCUUGGUGGCCGCCGCCGAGUUCGGCUACAUGCGUAAUCAACACCAACAGCCGACGCAGCAGCAGCAGCAGCAGUUGCAUCAUCAUCAGCAGCAGCAGCAUCACCAGCAGCAACAUCCUGACUCGACGGCCACAGAUGUUGCGCGUCGCUCGUCCAGCUCCUCUUCGUACCAAGGCGAAGGCGAGGAGAAGCGCAGCGGCAGGAACUUCCAGUGCAAACAGUGUGGCAAGAGCUUCAAGCGUUCAUCCACCCUGUCCACGCAUCUGCUCAUCCACAGCGACACCCGCCCGUAUCCCUGCCAGUACUGCGGCAAGCGGUUCCACCAGAAGUCGGACAUGAAGAAGCACACCUACAUACACACAGGCGAGAAGCCGCACAAGUGCACCGUCUGCCUGAAGGCCUUCAGCCAGAGCUCCAACCUGAUCACGCACAUGAGGAAGCACACCGGCUACAAGCCCUUCGGCUGCGGGCUCUGCGAUCAGUCCUUCCAGCGGAAGGUGGACCUGCGACGCCAUCGGGAGAGCCGGCACGAGGAGGCGCCGCUGGAGGACAUCAAGCCGCAGGACCUCAUGCCCCUCAAGAUGGAGGUGAGCAGCAGCAGCUGCUGACCCAGGCAGCGGCCGCCCAGAUCUGGAUGAUUUGGAUCCCAGUAUUAGCUAAGGACACCGAGAGAGAGACACACAUACACACACAGUUGGCCCCACGUCUAAGUCGCUGCUAAGAAGCCAAAGUUUGUUUUGUUUAGGCCUCCGCAAAGAUUUACCUAGAAUUAAGCUCUAUUGUUACACAUUCCCACUAGGAUUCCGCUCAACUGUAGCCCGUAAGCCUGUACAUACCUAUGGUUAGUUAUGGAAACAAGACUCUUCGUAUUAGCUCGUAAAUAGCUCGAUAAGUAAUCUUAUUUAUUGCAUUAACCUGUAUCGAUUUGGUUUAAACUUAACCCAAAAUUGGCAGCUAAACGUACCAAAGAAUACCACCAACGAUUGAAAUACCACUUGGCGACCACUUGUCCAAAUUCAGUAUCCUCCCCCAAUUAUUUAUACACCAUUUAUAUGCGAAUGUUUUUAGUUUACUCUUAAUUUCUAGCUUACCCAAUGAUUUUUUAUUGCAUUUAUGUUUAGUUAGAUAUCGUAUGAUUUUUUGGAAAAUAAAGUUGAAAGCUAAAAGAGAACGAA
Molecule: messenger RNA, 2497 nt
Organism: Drosophila kikkawai
Lineage: Eukaryota; Metazoa; Arthropoda; Insecta; Diptera; Drosophilidae
Gene: sens
Product: senseless
Biological process (GO): regulation of transcription by RNA polymerase II
Cellular component (GO): nucleus
Molecular function (GO): DNA-binding transcription factor activity, RNA polymerase II-specific
Source: RefSeq, a predicted model, not a curated record